AUGCAUUCGGAGCGAUUUAUUCAAUACACGGUGCGGAUGGCGGAGCUGAUGGCCUCGUCGAUCUACUGGCCUAAGUGCACUGUGAUGGUGGAAGCCAGCCGCCGGCCAGCCGCCGGGCCGGUUUGUUUGGGCGAUCUGACAAGGGGAGUGCUGGCCGGCCAGAGCGUGGUGUCGGCACGGCAAUCGCCAGUGCUUCGCGGGACGUCGCAGUGCUGCGGUGUGUGGCGGUGCACCGGCUGUCUUUCGCCUACGCGGGAACUGCCCUCGGCCGCCGCCAUGCGUCUUCUGCUUCACUCGGCGCGCCAGGUGGUGCAGGUGUGCAGCGACGGUCAGCUGGCGCUGCGGGGCGCCGAGAUGGGGCGGCUGGCCGUGCUCGACCGGCCGGACGGAGGCCUCGCCGUGGCCGUCGACAGCGACGGCAAAAUCGCCGCCAUCGGCUCCAACGAGUCCGUGCUGGCCGCCUACCCCGAGUCCAGCUUCGAGCAAGUGAUGGACGUGUCGGGCCAGGUGCUGCUGCCGGGCCUGGUGGACGCGCACACGCACCCAGUCUGGGCUGGCGACAGAGUGAACGAGUUCGCCAUGAAGCUGGCCGGAGCGUCCUACAUGGAAGUUCACCAGGCCGGCGGUGGGAUCAACUUUACGGUGGAGAAGACGCGGGCGGCUUCGGAGGAGACGCUGCUGAAGGCGUUGCUGCCCAGACUGCAGAGAAUGAUCAGUACUGGCACCACGCUGGCCGAGUGCAAGUCCGGCUACGGCCUGGACACGGAGACGGAGGUGAAGAUGUUACGCGUGCUGGAGGCGGCCCGGCCGCGGAGCGCCGUCGAACUGUCGUCCACCUUCUGCGGCGCCCACUCGGUGCCGAAAGGAAAAACAUCGUCAGAGGCAACGGAUACUGUCAUCGAUGGCAUGCUGCCUGAAAUAAAAAGGCUCCGUGACCUAGGGGAGCUCUCUGUGGAUAGCAUUGACGUCUUCUGCGAAAAGGGCGUGUUCAGCGUCGAAGAAACGAGCCGUAUUCUGCGAGCUGGAAAAGACCAGGGACUUCUGCUCAAUUUUCAUGGCGAGGAACUAUGCAGACUCAACUCUGCAGAGAUGGGUGCAGGGCUGGGCGCCGCCGCCAUCAGUCACCUGGAGCACGUCUCGCCGGAGGGCAUCGGCGCCAUGGCGGCGGCCGGCACCGUGGCCGUCAUCCUGCCCACGACGGCGUAUAUCCUGCGCCUGGUGGCGCCGCCCGUGCGCGACAUGAUAGCAGCGGGCGCCGCGGUGGCGCUGGGCACCGACUUCAACCCGAAUGCCUACUGCUUGUCCAUGCCGCUGGUGAUGCACCUGGCCUGCGUGAACCUGCGGAUGACGAUGGCGGAGGCGUUGUCGGCGGCCACCAUCAACGCGGCCGCCUCGCUGGGCCGCGCCGCCUCGCACGGCUCGCUCGAGGUCGGCAAGCAGGCCGACCUGCUGGUGCUGGACGCCCCCAGCUGGAAGCAUUUGAUCUAUCAGUUCGGCGAGGCAGCCCACAUCAUCAGUCACGUGAUCAAGAGGGGUCGCGUCGUGCACAGCCGGCCGGCCUCGGCGACAGCGGCCGGGGAACGCUGCCAGUACUGACCGGCGCUCGGAGCUGGCGGCGCCCGCCACGUGCCCCUGGCUGAGAGAGGCCCAUGAAUAAUUGCAGACAGUAAUGGAGGUGAACUAUUCCCCUGAAUAAUGGAAGCCGUUGUUGUUCUGACGCUGCAGUAUGUCGAUGACGUUUGCUCAGAUGAAGGCCACUUUGAGGUGCCAUACGCAGCCUAUGAUAUCAAGCGAAUGUAAGCAGGUGUUCCUCACUUUACAACCGAUAGGUCGACACGGGAACGACCAGACCUUCACGCGUCAUGCCGAAUACAUGUGGCCAGUGUUUACCAAUUCCACGCCUUCUGUUUUUGACGCAGUGUGUGCUAUCGAUGUAUCUAACCGUUUGAAAACGUCGUUGUGCGAUGUCUGCGUUCACUGGCAUGCACUGGUACAGAGUUUAUUAUCGAAUGUAAUGGCUUAACCCGUGUCCUAAGGGGGGGGAGCUGAACAUGAUGGGAGAGCUUAAAUGAGAGAGCUUGACAUGUAAAUUGCGAAGUCUGUCCGAGCAUAACAUACGAAGUGAACUUUGCGUCGAUGUCAUGUCGAGCAUUAACGAUUGGAUUAACUCCCUAAUGCACCGCUCAUGCGUUUGUCGCAAACCACAUCGCUUGAUAAAAACUGAUGGCUAUGCGUUUGGCCUGGCCUGGUGGCUUCAAUCGACGAAAUCGACGAAUUCGUCAAGACUCGAGCUGAUCAGGACCACUUUUUGGAAUACUUCUAUAAUUUGGUAGAUUUCUCUUGGUUUUUGGAUAUUUUGGCUUUUGUGCGCUGGUUUCGUGGUUGACAAUAAAUGGGAGGACA
Molecule: messenger RNA, 2403 nt
Organism: Pollicipes pollicipes
Lineage: Eukaryota; Metazoa; Arthropoda; Thecostraca; Pollicipedomorpha; Pollicipedidae
Product: putative imidazolonepropionase
Exons: 11
Coding region: 1-1596 (531 amino acids)
Cellular component (GO): cytoplasm
Molecular function (GO): imidazolonepropionase activity
Source: RefSeq, a predicted model, not a curated record